AUGAUGGAAGUCAAAGCAAAACAAAAGUUCACAGGAAAAGGUACAAAGACGUCACAAGAAAAAAACAGAUUUUAUAAGAACAAUGAGUCUGGUUCUUCAAAGACAUUCCCAAGAAAAGUUGUUAAGGAAGGUGGGCCUAAAAUCGCAUCUAAGAACUUUCAGAAAGGUGCCCCAAAACCAGGGAAAAAAGGUGUGAAACAGUUCAAGAACAAGCAACAAGGGGAUAAAAUACCAAAGAACAAAUUCCAGCAGGCAAAUAAAUUCAACAAGAAGAGGAAAUUCCAGCCGGAUGGUAAAAGUGAUGAAUCAGCAGCCAAGAAACCAAAAUGGGAUGAUUUUAAAAAGAAGAAAAAAGAACUGAAGCAAAGCAGACAACUAAGUGAUAGAACCAACUAUGACAUUGUUGUUCGGGCAAAGCAGAUUUGGGAGAUCGUGAGAAGAAAAGACUGUGACAAAGAAAAAAGAGUGAAGUUAAUGAGUGACUUGCAGAAGUUGAUUCAAGGAAAAAUUAAAACUAUUGCAUUUGCACAUGAUUCAACUCGUGUGAUCCAGUGUUACAUUCAGUUUGGCAAUGAAGAACAGAGAAAACAGGCUUUUGAAGAACUACGAGAUGAUUUGGUUGAAUUAAGUAAAGCUAAAUAUUCCAGAAAUAUUGUUAAGAAAUUUCUCAUGUAUGGGGGUAAACCGCAGAUUGCGGAGAUAAUCAGAAGUUUUAAAGGCCACGUGAGGAAGAUGCUCCGACACGCCGAAGCCUCGGCCAUCGUGGAGUACGCGUACAACGACAAAGCCAUCUUAGAGCAGAGAAACAUGUUGACGGAGGAGCUCUAUGGGAACACGUUUCAGCUUUACAAGUCAGCAGAUCACCCAACUCUGGACAAAGUCUUAGAAGUACAGCCGGAAAAACUAGAGCUUAUCAUGGAUGAAAUGAAACAGAUUCUAACUCCAAUGGCCCAAAAGGAAGCUGUGAUUAAGCACUCGUUGGUGCAUAAAGUGUACUUGGACUUUUUUACCCAUGCGCCCUCAAAGCUAAGAUCAGAAAUGAUCGAAGCCAUCCGUGAAGCCGUGGUGUACCUGGCGCACACACACGAUGGGGCCAGGGUGGCCAUGCACUGCCUGUGGCAUGGCACGCCCAAGGACAGGAAAGUGAUUGUGAAAACAAUGAAGACUUAUGUUGAAAAGGUGGCUAAUGGCCAAUACUCCCAUUUGGUUUUACUGGCAGCGUUUGAUUGUAUUGAUGAUACUAAGCUUGUGAAGCAGAUAAUCAUAUCUGAAAUUAUUAGUUCCUUGUCUAACAUAUUAAAUGACAAAUAUGGGAGGAAGGUCCUGUUGUACCUACUGAGCCCCCGAGAUCCUGCACACACAGUACGAGAAAUCAUUGACGUUCUGCGGAAAGGAGAUGGAAACGCACACAGUAAAAAAGAUACAGAGAUCCGGCGCCGAGAGCUCUUAGAGUCCAUCUCCCCAGCUUUGUUAAGCUACCUGCAAGGUCACGCCCAAGAAAUGGUGCUAGAUAAGUCUGCCUGUGUGUUGGUGCCUUGCAUUCUGGGAGCUGCCAUCGGAGACGUUCAACCUGCCAUGAAUGCCGUCGCCAGCUUGGCAGUAGCAGAACUGCAUCCCGGCGGCAAGGAUGGAGAGCUUCACAUUGCAGAACAUCCUGCAGGACACCUUGUUCUGAAGUGGUUAAUAGAGCAAGAUAAAAAGAUGAAAGAAAACGGAAGACAAGGUGGUUUUGCAAAAACACUGGUAGAGCAUGUCGGUAUGAAGAACUUGAAGUCGUGGGCUGGUAUAAAUCGAGGUGCCAUCAUUCUUUCUAGCCUUCUCCAGAGUUCCGAUCAAGAAGUUGCAAGCAAAGUCAAAGCUGGACUGAAAAGCCUGAUCCCCACAUUGCAGAAAAACAAAAGCACCAGCAAAGGAGUGGAAAUGCUGCUUGAAAAACUGACUAUGUAG
This is a messenger RNA of Pipistrellus nathusii (Nathusius's pipistrelle), 1947 nucleotides long. Lineage: Eukaryota; Metazoa; Chordata; Mammalia; Chiroptera; Vespertilionidae. The record is from the annotation of a GenBank genome assembly.